Spizellomyces punctatus DAOM BR117 is the source of this 2226-nucleotide messenger RNA. RefSeq lists its product as uncharacterized. The record is from RefSeq and is a predicted model, not a curated record. Gene Ontology annotation, cellular component: histone pre-mRNA 3'end processing complex; cytoplasm. Lineage: Eukaryota; Fungi; Chytridiomycota; Chytridiomycetes; Spizellomycetales; Spizellomycetaceae. Gene Ontology annotation, molecular function: histone pre-mRNA stem-loop binding; mRNA binding. The coding region runs from base 183 to 2060 and encodes 625 amino acids. Gene Ontology annotation, biological process: mRNA transport; mRNA 3'-end processing by stem-loop binding and cleavage. The transcript has 8 exons.
UACGUUUUAUCAAAACAAUCGGCGAUUUCGAUCUCGGCCUCGUACCUCCACAUUGUUUGAUUCUUGAUAGAAUAGCUACCGACUGCUGCACAAGGUCUUCUGACCCGUAUCUUUCUUCGCUGCCCUCAAUUUAGAACAUCAAAAGUUUUCGUUUUCCCCGUUGACUAGUGUUGGCCAAGCCCAUGUCAACAUCCAAACCUGAUUCAUCAGAGUCUUCAGCAACACCAACGAACAAAGGAUGGAAUUUGGAUGCGCCAUCCUAUGUUCCUGACAACUCGGCGCUCGCGCAGACACCGGCGACGGACCCCAGACGGGGCCAUCAUGGUGGCGGCCAAAGUGGUCGUGGCCGAGGGAGAGGUCAGCGAGGACGAGGGAAUUUUCGCGGCAGGUCCGCAUAUAAGGGUGGGUCAGGCUAUGGAUAUGAAUAUCCGUGGCAACCAAGGGUAUACUAUGGGGAAGAGGGAUAUGUGCAUUAUGGGAGCCCAGACGCAAGAAGAUAUCAUACUGAUGCCGUUUUGCUUGCCGGAGGAGACCCUGGAUAUGGUGGCGACGGGGGAGUAGGCUACACAGAAGGGUAUUCGUACAUCAACCCAGGUCCGGACAACGUAAGUCUACCGUCAUACCAGAGCCAAGAUUUUGCAGAUCGGUCGCUGUCGUCCGAUACAGAGCGCGACAAUGAAACGGAUAAAGCAGAAUCUUUGGCAGAUUCAGUCAUAACGUCCUCCACGUAUACCGAUGCGACAUCGAGCUCCUUUGUUGAAUCGCUCAUCACCCAAUCCUCUCGAGGAAGUGGGUACAGGAAUCUGAAUCAGCAGCAUCGUCUAGGCGGACAGGCCUCCUUGAGACAGCAAGCUUCGAUGAACUCUGAGGAACGAAGAUUGGAGCAGCGGCAAAAGCAGAUAGACUAUGGCAAGAAUACGGUAGGAUAUAAGCGAUAUAUUGCGAUGGUGCCAAAGCACAAGCGUAAGAGAGGGGAUCCGGAGACGCCAAAGAAACACGCCAAAUGCAGCAAGAGAUGUUGGGAUGGUUUGAUAAGACAUUGGCGGAGAAAGCUGCAUGAAUGGGACCCACCAGAAAUGAAGGAACAGGGGCUAUCGGAUCUUGAGUUCUCGGAUAUUAUCAAGGAAUCUGUCCGGACAACCACUGAUCAGCUAGAGGAGAACUUGAAGCACCCAACGGAACUAGCUGACUGGACUUUUCCUCCCGUGACGAAGGAACCUUUGCGUGUGAAACCCACUCCGCUAGGCGAAAGUCUGAAACAGCCGCAAGCGGCCAGGAACCUAGGCUUCGGGUCCACACCACCUCCAACAGAGCCUCUUCGGCCACUUUGGGACCAGUUUUCGAUAGAUGAGCUGGAUCAAAAGUUUGCAUCUAAAUUAAGACCUUGGGAGACGUUCGAGGGCUUCGGUCCAAGUCCAACCCGCCGGACAACAAAGCGCGGAGAUGAUCCUUUAUCGUGGGCGGAAUUUUCCAUUGACGAAUUGGACGAGAAGUUUGGUCAUAAGUUGCGCAUAUCCGAAGCAAUUGAUUUAACAUACAGUCCAUUAAAUAACUCGACGAGCUCACCUUUCACCCCUUCCCCUCGAUCUAAGCUCGCUCCGAUUGGUCGACCGACCCCGGUGAAGAGAUUGAACCCUAUGGCAGCUAGUUUUGAUGUGCUUGGCGCGUCACCGAUCAGCAGCGAUACCCAUCAUACCGGGGACUCGUCGGUAACACCUAGAACACAUAGAUCCAACAGUAUCGGUUUCUCAUAUUCGGAUCCCCGGCGAUUGCACAACCACCAAAUGGAGGGCUCUGCAAGCCCUCUAAGUCUGUACGAGGAAGAAGAUUCUGUUAUGGUCAUAUACGAUCCAGCCGCGUCAUCAUCGGUUCCCUCCUUGACGUCAUCUACGCUACCCUCCCGGGCGGCAAGUCCUUCCAGGACUGCGAUGGGAAGAGAAGCAACACCGCAGUCGCUUUGGGGGAAUGGGAGUCCUAACAAGGGGUCUCCAGGAAUUGGGCGAGUGGGCGCAGGAGUAGGAGAGGUGGGUGGCGGGACUCUCUUAGAUGGCGUCUGGUAAGAAAAAAUGGCCGAAUCUUUGGUUGGCUUGUUUUCAGCUGUUGCCAAAAGUCGGAGGUGCUUGGCGCCUCUUGUGUGUAUUUAACCUCUGUGCCCACAGCAUGACAAUUGAAAUAAAAGUUCUGUCGUGUCUAACUCGUCAUGGAGACAUUAGUACUAAGGCCAGA